This is a messenger RNA of Anopheles coluzzii, 829 nucleotides long. RefSeq names its product exosome complex component CSL4 (gene Csl4). Bases 123 to 767 code for a protein of 214 amino acids. Gene Ontology annotation, cellular component: nuclear exosome (RNase complex); cytoplasm. Gene Ontology annotation, molecular function: RNA binding. Gene Ontology annotation, biological process: RNA processing. The transcript has a single exon. Lineage: Eukaryota; Metazoa; Arthropoda; Insecta; Diptera; Culicidae. The record is from RefSeq and is a predicted model, not a curated record.
CAACAGAGCACAGACCGUGCGUUUGUUUACAGUAAAAUCACGUUCGGAAACGACCGCACCACGUUGUCUCGCUCAAUUUUAUUUCAUUUUCUACCUACUAAACCCAGUAGCCGGAAUUAGCAAUGAGUGAAGAAAGUGAAGAUCAAACACUGAUUUGUGUCCCCGGUCAGAUAUUGUGUGCCGCCUCCGAGUUCACCGUUGCCGGCCAGGGAACGUACGAAAAGCUGGGCUACAUUCACGCCACCCUUGCCGGCAUCGUGCAGAUGAAGAAGCGCGAGAAAAACACCUUCAUCUCGGUGGUUUCCUUCGGCGGUGGAGCAACGGUCCCGGUCAUAGGCGAUAUUGUCACAGCACGGAUUACGGCCGUACAAAAUCGAAUGGCAAGAUGCCGCAUACUGUGCAUCGGCAAAACGGCACUGAACCGCACGCUGCGUGGAAUCAUCCGCAAGGAGGACGUGCGCGCCACGGAGGUGGAUCGUGUGGAAAUGCACAAAUGCUUCCGACCGGGCGAUAUCAUUCUGGCCCGAGUUUUGCAUCAAAUCGAGCUGAACGUGUUCCAUCUGUCCACGGCGGAUAACGAGCUGGGCGUUGUGGUGGCAAUUUCUCCGAGUUCGCGCGCUACCUGGGGUGCGGAUCCGAUUCCGAUGGUUCCGAUCUGCUGGACGGAAGUGCAGUGUCCGGUGACGCUGGUGAAAGAGCCGCGCAAAGUAGCGAAGGUGGUACCGGAGAAGGGCGAGUCGCUGAAGAAGAGUCUAGCGCUGUUUUAAUUUUAAGAGGAAAAAUGCAGAUAUUGUAAAGCAAAAGGAAUAAAUUCAUGUACAAUUUCAAA